AUGAAUAAUAUGAAAUCAGUAUCUUCUGUUCGUAUUCAUUUGGAUACAACAGACGAACCUUCAAGACGUUCAUCAUUUGAUUUAAAUACAAUUUCAUCAAUAUUAUCACGAACAAAAAAUCGAUUAAAUACAAAUGUAACUAGUAGAUCAUCUUCAAGUCUUGAUGGACAACGAACUGCACGUUUGAGUAGUGUCAGUAGUAGUUAUGCACAAUUUUUAAAACAACGCGAUAUAGAUAAAACUAAAAAGACCCUAUCACAAGAAGAUCAUCGUUUGUUAUUAUCAUCGAGUGAAUGGGUUGAAGAUAUAAAAGAUAGCGACCCAUAUGUAUCCGUUAUUAGUCGACUAAGUGAAGCAAUUCAAGAUUCUGAAACAUACAUGGAAUUCGUUAAAAAAUCUGUUACUAUCGUGACAAAUACAAGUGUUAAAUAUCUUAAUGAUUGUCCAGUUCAAUCAAAUUUACCAGUUUAUCUACUUGUUGUUGGUUCAAUGGGACUUGUACGUGUAUUAAACUUAUUAUGGAAACAAUUUCGUAGAAGACGAAUGAGAAAAUUAGAAGGUGUAGAACUUGAUCAAGAAGAAGAAACUGAGAAUAAUGGGUCCGAUUUUACAGAUGCUGUUUUAAAUCUUUUUCUUCUUGCUUGGUUUAUUGUUGGACAAUAUUGGACAUGGCGUGUAUUUAUGCCUAAUUUUGAAUUUGGUAUUGAAAAUCCAAAUAAUUAUUGUCAUAGAAAUGUAUAUAUAUUUACACUUAUUCAUAUUGGCUUUGUUUAUGUCAUGUUUCUUGCUGCUAUAUUUUUUCUUAUUGCACUUGCAUGUUGUGCUAGAUUUCCACAUUUAAUUAUUAAAACACCACGUUAA
Molecule: messenger RNA, 861 nt
Organism: Rotaria sp. Silwood1
Lineage: Eukaryota; Metazoa; Rotifera; Eurotatoria; Philodinida; Philodinidae
Source: the annotation of a GenBank genome assembly